GGGGGAAGAAAGGGGGUUUUGUGCGGCGCCGGGCCGGCGCCCUCUUCCGAGCAUCCUGCGGGCCAGCCUCUGCUGGCGCCCGCGCAGUACCCGCCGCAGUCUCCGCUGCAGCUGCAGGACCGAGCCGUGGACCCGGCGGAGACCCCCGGAGAAGGCGACAAACUCCGCGGUGCCGAACCCCAACCCCAGCCCUCGGCCGCACGCCAGUAGUUCAGGUUAUACCUGGGAGGCGUUUACCAAGAGGCCCUGCGUGGGUACCACUCCUGCUUUCCUUCCUAGAACGGCCAGGAGCUGGAACUCUCUCCCCCCAGUCCCCCCGUCAGUCUGCAGCAUGGCCUCACAGUUCCUGUCCCUGCUGGCAGCCUUGACCCUGGCUGGGGUCCCUGAGGCCUUCACUGAUGCUCUGGAAAGGGACAGCUCAGAGGACCGGGCCUUCAGCGUGCGCAUCGCCGGCGCCCCGCCGCUGCAGGGCGUGCUGGGCGGUACCCUCACCAUCCCCUGCCACGUCCACUACUCGCGGCCGCCGUCCGGCCGCCGGGCGGUGCUGGGCUCCCCGCGGGUCAAGUGGACCUUCCUGUCCGGGGGCCGGGAGGCCGAGGUGCUGGUGGCGCGGGGGCUGCGGGUCAAGGUGAGCGAGGCCUACCGGUUCCGCGUGGCGCUGCCCGCCUACCCGGCGUCACUCACCGACGUCUCCCUGGCGCUGGGUGAGCUGAGGCCCAACGACUCAGGCAUCUACCGCUGCGAGGUCCAGCACGGCAUCGACGACAGCAGCGAUGCUGUGGAGGUCAAGGUCAAAGGGGUCGUCUUUCUCUACCGGGAGGGCUCUGCCCGCUACGCCUUCUCCUUCACCGGGGCCCAGGAGGCCUGUGCGCGCAUCGGCGCCCGCAUCGCCACCCCGGAGCAGCUCUAUGCGGCCUAUCUUGGGGGCUAUGAGCAGUGUGAUGCUGGCUGGCUGUCCGACCAGACUGUGAGGUAUCCCAUCCAGACUCCGCGAGAGGCCUGUUACGGAGACAUGGAUGGCUUCCCUGGUGUCCGAAACUAUGGCGUGGUGGACCCGAGUGACCUCUAUGACGUCUACUGCUAUGCUGAAGACCUAAAUGGAGAGCUGUUCCUGGGUGCCCCCCCAGACAAGCUGACAUUGGAGGAGGCACGGGCAUACUGCCAGGAGCGAGGAGCAGAGAUCGCCACCACGGGCCAGCUAUAUGCAGCCUGGGAUGGUGGCUUGGACCGCUGCAGCCCAGGCUGGCUGGCCGAUGGCAGCGUGCGCUACCCCAUCAUCACACCCAGCCAGCGCUGUGGUGGGGGUCUGCCCGGGGUCAAGACUCUCUUCCUCUUCCCCAACCAGACCGGCUUCCCUAACAAGCACAGCCGCUUCAACGUCUAUUGCUUCAGAGACUCUGCCCAGCCCUCUACCAUCCCUGAGGACUCCAACCCAUCCUCUGACCCAGCUUCUGAUGGACUGGAGGCCAUUGUAACAGUGACAGAGACCCUGGAGGAACUGCAGCUGCCUCAGGAAGCUGUGGAGAGUGAGUCCCGAGGAGCCAUCUACUCCAUCCCCAUCAUAGAGGAUGGAGGAGGUGCAAGCUCCACUCCAGAAGACCCAGCAGAGGCCCCUAAAACCCUUCAAGAAUUCGAACCCCAAUCCAUUGUACCUCCCAUGGGGUCAUCAGAAGAGGAAGGCAAGGCAAUGGAGGAAGAAGAGAAAUACAAGGAUGAAAAAGAAAAAGAGGAGGAGGAAGAAGAGGAGGAUGUGGAGGAUGAGGACCUGUGGGCCUGGCCCAGCGAGCUCAGCAGCCCGGACCCAGAAGUCCCUCUCCCCAGUGAGCUGGACCUGGAGGACUCACUCUCCCAGGCCUCCCAGUCACCGGCCGUCCUACACCCCGGUGCAUCACCACCUCCCAAUGGAGAGCCAGAGGCUCCCAGGCCGCCAAGGGUCCUAGGACCACCCACUGAGACCCUGCCCACUCCCAGGGAGGGGAGCCUGGCUUCACCUUUCACUCCCAUUGGGGCAAGAGAGGUGGGGGAAGAGACUGGGCGUCCUGAGCUGUCGGGGGUCCCUCGAGGAGAGAGCGAGGAGACAGGGAGCUCCGAGGAUGCCCCUGCUCUGCUUCCAGCCACACAGGCCCCUGGGGGUACCAGGGAGCUGGAGGCCCCCGCCAAAGAGAAUUCUGGAAGAAUUGUCCCAGCAGGGACCUCAGUGCAGGCCCAGCCAGUUCUGCCCACUGACAGCACCAGCCAUGGUGGAGUGGCCGUGGCCCCCUCAGCAGGUAACUGUGUCCCCAGCCCUUGCCACAAUGGUGGGACAUGCUUGGAGGAGGAGGAGGGGGUCCGAUGCCUAUGUUUGCCUGGCUAUGGGGGGGACCUGUGCGACGUUGGCCUCCGUUUCUGCAGCCCGGGCUGGGACGCCUUCCAGGGCGCCUGCUACAAGCACUUUUCUACACGGAGGAGCUGGGAGGAGGCGGAGACGCACUGUCGGAUGUACGGCGCGCACCUGGCCAGCAUCAGCACCCCCGAGGAGCAGCGCUUCAUCAACGAUCGAUACCGGGAGUACCAGUGGAUUGGGCUCAAUGACAGAACGAUCGAAGGCGAUUUCCUGUGGUCAGAUGGCGUCCCCCUGCUCUAUGAGAACUGGAACCCCGGGCAGCCCGACAGCUACUUCCUGUCCGGAGAGAACUGCGUCGUCAUGGUGUGGCACGAUCAGGGACAAUGGAGCGACGUGCCUUGCAACUACCACCUGUCCUACACCUGCAAGAUGGGGCUGGUGUCCUGUGGGUCCCCACCAGAGCUGCCCCUGGCUCAACUGUUCGGCCGCCCGAGGCUGCGCUAUGAGGUGGACACGGUGCUUCGUUACCGGUGCCUGGAGGGGCUGGCCCAGCGCAACCAGCCACUGAUUCGCUGCCAGGAGAAUGGUCGCUGGGAGGCCCCCCAGAUCUCCUGUGUGCCCCGCAGGCCGUCUCGAGCUCUGCACCCCAGGAAGGCCCUAGAAGGACGUCAGCAGAGGCUACUGGGGCGCUGGACCCCUCCUUCCAGUCCUGUUCCAGCUCCCUAAGAAGCAAGGCCUUGGAUACUGCUGCCCCCAGCACUGCCCUCAUGCCCCACCAUGGGAAGUGACAACAUGAGAGGGGUAGAGCUGGAGUCCAGGUGACAGUGCCUGAAGGGGCUUCUGGGAAAUACCUGGGCAGCUGCAGACCAGCCUAGGCCCUUUCACCCCCACACUGAGCAUCAGGUUUUCCCUCAGGGCCUUGAGUUGUCCCUAAGUGCCUCAACUGCCCCCUCCUCGCCAGCCAUCCUGUCCCCUCCAUUCCCCUGGGGGGCUCUGGGGCCACUCAUUCUCUAAGGGAAUGAGUUUUCAGGAUGGCAUACCUGUAAAACCAGCAGGAAAUAAAGCUGCAUUUGAGUCCAAGC
Messenger RNA from Myotis myotis, 3405 nucleotides. RefSeq names its product brevican (gene BCAN). The record is from RefSeq and is a predicted model, not a curated record. Lineage: Eukaryota; Metazoa; Chordata; Mammalia; Chiroptera; Vespertilionidae. Gene Ontology annotation, biological process: cell adhesion. The coding region runs from base 332 to 3049 and encodes 905 amino acids. Gene Ontology annotation, molecular function: hyaluronic acid binding. The transcript has 15 exons.